AUGGAUUCAUUGUCGCUCAACCGAGCAGCUCUCGAUGAGUUCGUCACCACCAGAGUGACUCGGGAAAUGGUAGCACACUUGGCUCAGCAGGCAGCACAGGUCAUUCGCUGUGAGGCCCAUGUGACCAACACCGUCAACCAAAAUGGCCAACCUACACCACCAUCCACCCCUCCAAUGGAACCCUCUAACUUGCCUGCCCUCCCUUCAAUUGAGGCCUUCAUCGCGUCACUCGUCGCCCGGUCACAGGUGCAGGUGCCUACUCUCAUGAGCUGUCUCGUCUAUCUCGGCCGUCUUCGUUCCCGUCUGCCACCAGUCGCAAAGGGCAUGCGCUGUACUGUCCACCGUAUCUUCCUUGCCUCGCUCAUCCUCGCCGCCAAGAACUUGAAUGACUCCAGCCCCAAAAACAAACAUUGGGCCCGUUACACCGCAGUGAAGGGAUUCGAAGGAUUCGGCUUCUCUCUCCCCGAGGUCAACCUCAUGGAACGUCAACUCCUCUUCCUUCUCGACUGGGACCUGCGCAUCACCGAACAGGACCUCUUUACGUAUCUCGAGCCCUUCCUCGUUCCCCACCGCCAGCGUCUCAUUGCCCAAGAGCAAGAACGUCUCGCAGAAGAGGAGCACCGUCACAAGCAGCAACAACACCGCGAAUGGCGUCGUCUCCACGCAUCAGCGGAUCUGCUGGCCAGCCGCCUCCGUCGCCAAAAGCUUGAAGCCCGCGGCGAGACUCGUCGCGCAAACGACAACUCUCUCCGUCGUCUCCCAAGUCACGUCUCCUGUCCCGCAAUGCACAACACCCACUACGCAACACAGAAUGUCGCCGAUCAUGAUCGCUACAACCCCUACCAGCGUCAGCGCGCAUCUCCUAAUAGAGCUAACCGCUCAAUCUCCCCACCAUCCGUCCGGGACGUGCCAGCGCUCUCGCACGCCGAGACCUUCAACUCUCUCUGCUCGCGCUCCUCCAGUGUCGCCCCUAGCUCAAGAGGCACCCCAGCCUCCAUCAGCACCGUCUCUUCUCAAGGCGCCGAUGAUAUCAUGCUCACGGACUCCACCCGCAGCCCGGCAUCCCUCUCUAUGAACUACAGCUAUGUUAACGUUACCCACCUCGAAUCCAAGAAGUCCUUCGAGCCUAUCCGCCAGCCAUCCAAGAAGCUGAAGACCAGCAACCACGCACAUAGCGGCGGCUUCGUGGCUCGGUUUCUGGCUUCCGCGACGGGCUCGUACAUGGGCGGUCGUCGAUCACACUAA
Molecule: messenger RNA, 1245 nt
Organism: Penicillium robsamsonii
Lineage: Eukaryota; Fungi; Ascomycota; Eurotiomycetes; Eurotiales; Aspergillaceae
Product: cyclin family protein
Exons: 2
Coding region: 1-1245 (414 amino acids)
Biological process (GO): regulation of cyclin-dependent protein serine/threonine kinase activity
Cellular component (GO): nucleus; cyclin-dependent protein kinase holoenzyme complex
Molecular function (GO): cyclin-dependent protein serine/threonine kinase regulator activity; protein kinase binding
Source: RefSeq, a predicted model, not a curated record